This is a messenger RNA of Prunus armeniaca (apricot), 249 nucleotides long. The record is from the annotation of a GenBank genome assembly. Lineage: Eukaryota; Viridiplantae; Streptophyta; Magnoliopsida; Rosales; Rosaceae.
AUGGAAACCAGGAAGGGCUCAAAAACAUUAAAAUCAACCCCUGUUCUCGAUCCGGCAAGUGGCAGCCUGGCAGGCAACGAAGAUAACAUCGGAACACAGCUAGCUCUGAUCGUCAUCAUUGUCAUGACUAUCAGAGCCACCUAUGCUCUGCUGUUCUUUUCCCCGAUAGUCACAACAGUGGAAGAGGACGACCCAAAGAAAAACCUCCAUCAAUGGCUGCACCCUCACUCAAGUGACUCGGUUUAUUAA